This is a messenger RNA of Gossypium arboreum, 1319 nucleotides long. RefSeq names its product NAC transcription factor 25. Gene Ontology annotation, biological process: regulation of DNA-templated transcription; system development. The coding region runs from base 116 to 1141 and encodes 341 amino acids. Lineage: Eukaryota; Viridiplantae; Streptophyta; Magnoliopsida; Malvales; Malvaceae. Gene Ontology annotation, molecular function: DNA binding. The transcript has 3 exons. The record is from RefSeq and is a predicted model, not a curated record.
UCAAUUUUUUUUUUUUUUUUUAAAUUUCCAUCUACCUUAGGCUCAAUACUCUUCAACUCCGUAAAUUCAUGAGAACUGGGAAUAUAAGAUUGAACCAAAGCUGACCAGCGAAAUAAUGGAGAGCACAGAUUCAUCGUCGGCGUCGGCGCACCCGCAACUCCCACCGGGGUUCCGAUUCCACCCGACCGACGAAGAGCUGGUUGUUCACUACCUCAAAAAGAAGGCCGCCUCUGCUCCUCUGCCUGUUACAAUCAUAGCUGAAGUUGAUCUUUACAAGUUUGAUCCAUGGGAGCUGCCAAGUAAGGCAACUUUCGGUGAGCAAGAAUGGUAUUUUUUUAGUCCUAGAGACAGGAAAUAUCCGAAUGGAGCGAGGCCUAAUAGAGCUGCAACUUCUGGUUAUUGGAAAGCCACUGGGACCGAUAAGCCGAUUGUAACUUCAAAUGGAAAUCAAAAGGUUGGGGUUAAAAAGGCUCUAGUGUUCUAUAGAGGUAAGCCUCCCAAAGGGAUUAAAACGAAUUGGAUCAUGCAUGAAUAUCGCCUCAUCGACAACAACUCAUCCACUUCCAAACCUCAAAUUGUUGAUCUUCCCAACAGGAAAGCUUCUUUACGGCUUGAUGAUUGGGUCUUAUGCCGGAUUUACAAGAAGAACAAUACCCAGAGACCUAUGGAGACAGACAAAGAGUACACCAUGGAGGGCAUGCUGGCAACACAACUGCCAACUUCUAGCCAUCAAAAUCUAAACGCUCUUACAUCAAAAGCUACAAGUUAUGGUUCACUGCUACAACAUGAAGAUAAUUUCUUUGAAGGGAUAUUAACCGAAGGGAUGCGAAGCAGUUCCAAUAUUUCGCAACUAGCAGUGUCGUCGAGCUCGAAGCAAAAUCUUCCCAUGGCGUUUCCCGUUAAACGAACCCUUCCUCCUCAGUACUGGAACGAACCAAGCUCAACAGGUUCACAGUCGGGGAAAAGGUUCCAACAGGGUGAUAUAAAUUGUAGUAGCAGAGGUGGCAAUAUUGAUGAUACCAAUUCGUUUGUUUCUUUGCUGAAUCAACUACCUCAAAACACUCCGUUUUACACUGGAAGCAUGGUUGGAUCCCUUGGCGAUGGGGUUUCACGGCAACAGUUUAUACUCCCUGGUUCCUAGAAUGUUUUGGAAGCAACUGUAACUAUAACUAAUUUAAUAAUUCUCGGUACUCAUAUAUUGUGUGAAAUGAUUCCAGCAGGGGUAAGAAAAACGUAUUCUUUUGGUACUACAUAGGCGAAUUAUUGUAUAUGCAUUAUAUAUAAUACUAGAGAAAUAAUAAUUUCAUCGGGGGAUAUAA